Molecule: messenger RNA, 3021 nt
Organism: Gymnodraco acuticeps
Lineage: Eukaryota; Metazoa; Chordata; Actinopteri; Perciformes; Bathydraconidae
Product: nuclear factor 7, ovary-like
Exons: 3
Coding region: 599-2026 (475 amino acids)
Molecular function (GO): zinc ion binding; protein binding
Source: RefSeq, a predicted model, not a curated record
GAGAAGUGGAGAGACUAUACCUGGACAAAGUCAUCGUCCUGAACUGAAACCAAAGAGCAUUUCCCUCUGAAAGACAUCCUGACUCCAUCUGCUGGUGAAUACAUGACAUUACUGCAUUCCUGCUGUUGAUCAUUCAUCCUGUGACGGAGGUGAGAGAAAACCAGAGACUGUAUAAAGGAGGACACCAAAGAAGAUUUAGAGAUUGUUGAAGACGCCAUCAGAGGAGGUGAGAUCUCUGCUGGGAAACACACACUUGGAGAGAAUAAAGAAGAGAAGUGGAGAGACUAUACCUGGACAAAGUCAUCGUCCUGAACUGAAACCAAAGAGCAUUUCCCUCUGAAAGACAUCCUGACUCCAUCUGCUGGUGAAUACAUGACAUUACUGCAUUCCUGCUGUUGAUCAUUCAUCCUGUGACGGAGGUGAGAGAAAACCAGAGACUGUGUAAAGGAGGACACCAAAGAAGAUUUAGAGAUUGUUGAAGACGCCAUCAGAGGAGGUGAGAUCUCUGCUGGGAAACACACACUUGGAGAGAAUAAAGAAGAGAAGUGGAGAGACUGUGAGUUGGUGAGUCCUGCUCUAGAAAUAACUUUAAUACCAAAUGGCUGAGAAAAUCGCUCUUGUUGAAAGUUUCCUGAGCUGCCAUGUUUGUUCAGAGACUUUCAGAGAUCCUGUGUCUCUGGGCUGUAACCACAGCUUCUGUUCGAGCUGCCUGCAGACAUUCUGGGGACAAAGUAAGAACACAAACUGUCCCAUUUGUAAAAUAAAGUCCUACAAAGAUCUUGUGGUGAACUUUGGACUGAAGGAACUGUCUGACUCCUUUGCUGAGAGACAGAAAGCUGGAUCAUCUGAGACAGAGAAAGGAGAGAAGAAGGUGCAGGUGGUGUGUAGUAAACAUCCAGAAGAGCCUAGAUUGUUCUGUAUGGAUGAAGAGAGAGCUGUGUGUCCUGUCUGUGAGUUUUCUCUCCACCAGGGUCACAAGGUGGUUCCUGUAGAACAAGCAGUCAGUGAGCUGAAGGACCUGCUGACAUCUGACUUAGAGUCUCUGCAGGACAAGAGGGACAAAUACAAAGGAGUGGAGACAACAUACAAGGAAGUGAUUCAAGUGUCCGAGAAGCAGCUGCUGUCCACAGAGAGGCUGAUCAGAGCAGAGUUCAUCAAGCUCCAUCAGUUCCUGAAAGAGGAAGAGGAGUCCAGACUGGCAGCUCUGAGGGAGGAAGAGGAGCAGAAAGGGAAGACUAUCAGCAGAGAGAUGAAGAGCAUUCAGGAGCACAUCUCCUCUCUGUCACACAGUAUCUCUGCUGUUGAAGAAGAGCUGCAGAAACUCAACGUGCCCUUCCUCAGCAGUUAUAAAGCCACUCAGAGCAGAGCCAGAGUCCAGAGCUCACUGUCAGACCCACAGCUGCUCUCAGGAGCGCUGACAGAUGUGGCCAAACACCUGGGCAACCUGUCCUUCAGAGUCUGGGAGAAGAUGAAGGACCAGGUCCACUUCAGUCCUGUCCUUCUGGACCCAAACACUGCUCACAGAUGGCUCUCUCUGUCUGAUGAUCUGACCAGUGUGAGACAUGGAGACAAAGUUCAGCAGCUUCCUGAUAAUCCAGAGAGAUACACUGAGUAUGCUACUGUUCUGGGCUCUGAGGGCUUCAGCUCAGGGAAACACAGCUGGGAGGUGGAGGUGGGAGAUCAUCCUGACUGGAAUAUAGGUUUGACUAAAGAGUCAGCUGACAGGAAGGGAGAGAUACCAGAUGCCUCUCCAAAAUAUGGAAUCUGGUGUUUAUGGCAUGGCGAUGGAGGAUACUCUAAUGGUGCUAGUGAGACUGUCAGAGUGGAGAAGAAUCCCCAGAGGAUCAGAGUCCAGCUGGACUAUGACAGGGGGGAGGUGUGCUUCUACGACCCUGAACACAUGACUCCCAUCUGCACUCUCAGAGACACUUUCACUGAGAAACUCUUCCCAUGGUUCAGUAUUGGAGAAGCUGGUGAUGCUAAAACUGCUGAUAUCAAAAUCUGUCGACGUGAGAUUCCUCUGUGAUGCUCAGGAGUGUUGGUUCAGACUUUAUUCUGACUUCACUCUCCGUCUACAUCUCUUUGGAACAUUCAAGAAAAUAAUCAACAGAUGAUGAGAUAUUAAUCUUUGCAUGACAUUUUUACGCAUUAUAAUCAAAGAGUCAGUCAAAGACAAACAAACAACUUGAUUGUUUAUUGAGUUUAUUUUGCAUCAAACUUUAUUACAGUGUGUUUAUAGUUUUCAUUUGACUCAUUUAAUGAUCGAUGAGAGUUCACAUUUUUAAUCCAAGAAUCUUUAAAUGGAUGAAUUUAUUUUCUGUUUUUCUUUGUAAUGGAUGAAAUGAGAAUGUUUGAUUAAGUUUUGUGUGAAUUCUUGAAGAAAUGUAAGAAGUCUGUAUAUCGUGCUGAAACUUCAUGACAUCAACCAAACUAAGAAUCAAAGCUGUCAGUUCUCCUUUGAUCUAGUUUCGAGUCAAACAUCACGUUAUAGCAGUAUACGUUAUCAGUUUAACUUCUAACUUCUCUUUCACUCGACCUCUCCUACUCCCAACUCUAUGUCAGUAGAAGAGCUGGUCUGUUGCCUGUGUUAUUAAAGUGACCGUUUACCGAACCCUUUGUGUACAUUGCUAAGCUAAUUUGACCUGUCUCGAGGACACGCUUUGUUUAGGAGUGAGAAACCCUCUUUUUGUUUGAACCUGUUCUUUUUGUUUACUGAUAAGAGUAGGUGAGACGCCUGUACUUUAUUCCUUUUGGUUAGGCAAGUUUUAGAAAAAUGUUAUUGCUGCGCCUAGGUUCCCCUAGACCUGGGCCUAACAUACAUUUCUAAUUCACCUAAAGGUAAUUAUAGCUGUACAAGUAAGUGUAGUAUUUGUAGAUAUCUUGUGUUUAAAUAAGCAGCAGUUUAAUUCAGAAAUGUGUCGAUGAGGUUGUUUCUUCACGUACAUCUGUCAAAUAGCCAUGUGACAAAUUACAGAGAAUAUAAAUGAUGACAAUUGUACAAAAAUAAAUAAUCGUAAUGAU